Symbiodinium pilosum is the source of this 1240-nucleotide messenger RNA. The record is from the annotation of a GenBank genome assembly. NCBI's taxonomy places the organism in Eukaryota, Dinophyceae, Suessiales, Symbiodiniaceae.
GAUCUUGGCCAGACAGAAGACUGCCAACCUCUUUGUCGAUGAGGAGGACCUGAAGGCCAAGGUCCGGGCGGCUAUUGGUGAGCCUGAGUAUGAUGUUGCAGAGUUCUACAAGACGAGUGGCUGGUGUCAGAAACUGGCUCGAAGCAAGUAUUUCGAGAAUAUGACCCUCAGCCUCAUCAUGGUCAAUGCAGUUUGGCUGGCAAUCGACACAGACUUCAACGUACCAGACGUCCCAACCGCGACUGUUUUUGUGGUGAUGGAGCAUUUCUUUUGUGCCUUCUUUUUCUGCGAGUGGUUGCUCCGAUUCGCCGCGUUUCGAAGAACCCGUGAUUGCAUCAAAGACUUUUGGCUGGUGUUUGACGGCUUCUUGAUGGCAGCCACGGUCACUGAGACAUGGCUGAUGCAGUUCAUCUUGUGGGCAGCAGACCUUCACCAGGGAAGGCCAGAGAGCAGCAGCAUGAUCCGAAUCGUUCGACUGAUGCGGAUCGUUCGGAUAGCACGAAUUGCCAGGGUGCUCCACAUGGUGCCAGAGCUUCUAAUCCUUGUCAAGGCCAUGGUUGUGGCAAUGCGAGCCGUCUUCUUUUCAGUGACGCUUUUGGUCUUGGUGCUCUACGUUUUUGGCAUCGUCUUCACCCAACUGGCGCAGGGCGCUCCAAGAGCAGAGGCGUACUUCGCCACAGUGCCAGACUCGAUGACUACUCUGCUCUUGAAUGGGAUCUUCCUCGACAGCGUUGGGGAGGUCGUGCGUGAUGUCGGGCGCGACAACCUGCUUUUCAGCGCUCUCUACAUGGCAUUUAUAUUGGUGGCCACGCUCACCGUCAUGAACAUGCUGGUUGGUAUCCUUGUGGAAGUCAUCAGCGUCAUAGCAUCUGUGGAGAAGGAGCAGCUCAUGGUGACCACAGUCCAAGAGAAGCUGGAAGAGGUGAUGGACUUGGUGGGCCUGUCUCGAGACAAUCACCUGACGCGGUGGGAGUUCAUCAAGCUCAUCCAGCAGCCUGAAGCCGCCCGCAUUCUGCAGGAUGUCGGCGUUGAUGCCGUGGGUCUGUUUGACUUCGUUGGCGUGAUCUUCCCCAGCUCUCGUGCAACCAUCACAUUCCCAGCCUUGAUACAGGUCGUAUUGUCCCUCAGAGGUAACAACUUGGCAACAGUCAAGGAUCUUGUCGACUUGCGCAAAUGCCUCUUGGCUGAGUUGGGCCGUGUUCCGGCCCUGGAGAACUUGCCCACUGCGCGCUUACGCUGA